Anisakis simplex (herring worm) is the source of this 576-nucleotide messenger RNA. The record is from the annotation of a GenBank genome assembly. Lineage: Eukaryota; Metazoa; Nematoda; Chromadorea; Rhabditida; Anisakidae.
AUGAAAGAUAUCGCACUGUCAAUCCUCCUCUUGAUUCUGAUAACCGUCUUGAUUCUAUACAAACGGCAGCGAUCAAGAUCACAGCAUGAAAUGGAGCAAUUGAGCUCGAAGUUGAAUCAACUGAAGACGAUGGAGAACGACUUUGUGGAUGUUCAGCAGAAGUUCGAAGAGGAACGAAAGAGGAGACAGUCCGUGUGUGAGGCUAUUGUUACUGAAAACGAACAAAUGGAAACGCUGCGUUCUCAGUUACUUGAAGCAGAACGCCUAUUGGAGAGUACCAGUUCAGCGCCACUUGCGUUACAACCUUUGUUGAGGAGGACUUGUGAACUGGAGAUGAGUUAUGUGGGCCAACAGCGAUUGGAGUGUAUAACGGAGAUGCGUGAAGCGAUCGAGUUGAUCGAUAAGCUUCGAAAGAAACAAUCCAGUUUAAUGUCAUCCAUCAAAUUGGCCACUGGCGGUUCAACGGGUACCGAUCAAAUCGACUCACGAAUUUUCUCUUUGAAGUUGGUUUUGUCAUGGAUGUUGACCGAGAUUAUUCACUGCUUAGUUAUUGUUUACCUGGAUUACCUGGAUUGA